AUGAAUUCAUAUCUGUUCCGCGUAAUCUGUAUACUCCAUUCGAUUAUCGCACUCACAAGUGGAACUCUGAUGAUGUUCUACACAGAGAAAGCUUCGAUCUUUGGGCACGGUAGCGAGAUAGCAAACAAGCUCAAAGGAUCAACACCACACGACGAGNUACUGAUCCAGAUUUCANAAUCGUUCUCUGGUUUGCUUCUCUUUGCAAUCGGAUUGGUACUUUUCAUGGUUUCGUUUGUUAAAGACAGAGAGUUUCAUAGCUUUUUCGCUGGAGGUUCGGUGAUUCUCUAUGUGCUUAUGGCUCUGUGGAGAGUUAUGUUUGAGUGGAAGAUUGAAGAUCUUUCUUUUGAAUCUCCUAAGCAAGCCCUUGGAGACAUUCUUCGGGAGAGAAGGGAGAACACUAUCCAAGAAUCACAAAGCCAAGGAUCACAAAUUGCCUUGUCUGAUGAGAGGUUUCAAGCUGCGUUAGUGCUGAACAUGUAG
Molecule: messenger RNA, 480 nt
Organism: Arabis nemorensis
Lineage: Eukaryota; Viridiplantae; Streptophyta; Magnoliopsida; Brassicales; Brassicaceae
Source: the annotation of a GenBank genome assembly